Molecule: messenger RNA, 863 nt
Organism: Periophthalmus magnuspinnatus
Lineage: Eukaryota; Metazoa; Chordata; Actinopteri; Gobiiformes; Gobiidae
Product: protein diaphanous homolog 1-like
Exons: 6
Coding region: 45-863 (272 amino acids)
Biological process (GO): actin filament polymerization
Cellular component (GO): actin filament; cytoplasm
Molecular function (GO): microtubule binding; actin binding
Source: RefSeq, a predicted model, not a curated record
CUUUAGCCAAAAAUGUGCCUGAUGGUGGAGAUGACAAGAAGAACAUGCAGAAGAAGAAAGCUAAGGAGCUAAAAGUUUUGGAUGGAAAGUCUGCACAGAAUCUUUCCAUCUUCCUGGGAUCAUUUCGUCUUCCUUAUGAAGAGAUCAAAAAUGCAAUCCUGGAGGUUAAUGAGAAGAUCCUUACAGAGUCCAUGGUCCAGAACCUGAUCAAGCAACUCCCAAGCCCUGAGCAGCUAAGUGUCCUGGCCGAGAUGAAGGACGAAUAUGACGAUUUGGCUGAGUCUGAGCAGUUUGGAGUUGUGAUGUCCAGUGUGAAGAAGCUCACGCCUCGACUCCAGGCCAUUUUGUUCAAGCUGCAGUUUGAGGAGCAGCUCAACAACAUUAAGCCUGAUGUGGUGUCUGUGACCGCAGCCUGUGAGGAACUUACCAAAAGCCAGUCCUUCUCCCAACUGCUGCAGAUUAUUCUCCUCAUGGGCAACUUCAUGAACGCUGGGUCUCGCAAUGGCAAAGCAUUCGGUUUUUCAAUUUCUUAUCUCUGCAAGUUACGGGACACCAAAUCUACAGAUCUCAAAAUGACACUGCUACAUUUCCUGGCUGAAGUGUGUCAGGAGCAGUACCCGGAAGUUAUGAGUUUUCCUGAUGAGCUCAUUCAUGUGGAGAAGGCCAGCAGAGUAUCUGCAGAGACUAUUCAGAAGAACCUAGAGCUUAUGGGUCGCCAGAUCAAAAACCUUCAGAAAGACCUGGAAACUUUCCCUCCGCCACAAAAUGAAAAGGAUCAGUUUGCGGAGAAGUUAUCUAUAUCCUUCACAUUAGCAUCAGUCUUGUCACAUUAUAAUAAGUCUAAAUCUGCGCUUAAAUAUUAG